This is a messenger RNA of Daucus carota subsp. sativus, 1971 nucleotides long. Its product is annotated as protein EARLY-RESPONSIVE TO DEHYDRATION 7, chloroplastic-like. Bases 23 to 1045 code for a protein of 340 amino acids. Gene Ontology annotation, cellular component: plasma membrane. The record is from RefSeq and is a predicted model, not a curated record. Lineage: Eukaryota; Viridiplantae; Streptophyta; Magnoliopsida; Apiales; Apiaceae. The transcript has 4 exons.
UAGGAGCAGUUCAUCGGCGUAGAUGGCUUCCCAAUCAAGAGAAGAGAUUCUAAUCUCUGUUCCUUGUGCUAUUCUCCACUUGAUCGACAACAACUACAGCGUCCAGCUCGCUUCUGGAGAUUUCUCCAUCGUGUGUCUCUGUCAGGGAAAUCAUGUUGUCGCAGUCAUUGCCAAAGUCUCGGAUAAAAUCCAGUGGCCUUUGAUGAAAGAUGAAGCUUCUGUUAAGCUUGAUGAGCUACAUUACUUCUUUUCGUUUCGUGCCCCGGGUGAAAAUGAGGGUGAGACCAACGAUUUGUUUCUGAGUUAUGGAUUGACAUUUACAUCGGGAGGACAGGAGAGUUUGAGUCAAUUGGACCAGGUUUUAGAGAAGUACACUAGUUUUUCGGUGCAGACAGUGACGGAGGAAGUGGCUGAUGGUAAGGCAGGGUAUUGGACUGUGUUGGCUCCAAACGUCGAGGAUUAUAGUAGUAGUGCUGCGAAAUUGAUAACGGAGGGGUCAGGGCACUUGAUUAAAGGGAUUUUGUGGUGUGGCGAUGUUGCUGUGGAUAGGUUGAAUUGGGGGAAUGAGGUUUUGAGUAAAAGGAUCGGUCAGCGUGUGGAAGCUGAGAUUAGUCUUGAAACUCUGGAGAGAAUUCAAAAGGUGAAAAGAGUGACAGAAAUGACGGAAAAAGUAGCAUUUGGAAUCCUAUCUGGGACUGUCACGGUCUCUGGAAUCUUCACAAGUUCGAUUGCAAGCUCUAAAUUGGGAAGGAGGUUAUUUGGUCUUUUGCCAGGACAAAUUGUUCUCGCUUCCUUGGAUGGAUUUAACAAGAUCUGUGAUGCCAUUGAAGUCGCUGGGAGUAAUGUGAUGUCUACCUCCUCAACAGUUACCACUGGACUUGUCUCCCAAAAGUAUGGGGAAGAAGCAAGCAAGGUGAGCAGUGAGGUGCUUGAUGCUGCUGGACAUGCAAUCCGAACUGCAUGGGCUGUCUUUAAAAUCAAAAACUCACUCAAUCCAAAAAGUGUCAUGAAACCGUCUAGAAUUAUAAAAAAGAGCAAAUUAUAAACUCUUUGAAUUAUGUAAUUAACAGGUAAACUUGGCAAAAUGCUAAAUAGUUUCCUGGAUAAGAUUAUUGGGCCACGGGUGAUUAGAUUAGUAGAAUCUGCAGUAAUAGGAAGCUUAUUGGCAGGGCCGGUUUUUGAGGCGUGCAAGGUGGGCGACGGCACAGGGCCCCAAAACUAUAGGGGCCUCAAAAUUUAGAAAUCAAUGUUUUAUUUAAUAAAAUUAAAUUUCGAAAAUGAAAUUGAAAAUUAAAAAUUAUAUAUUUAUUUUAAUUAUGUUUAUUUAUAGAUAAAUAAUUACAUAAUCUAAUAGAUUAGUUUAUUAUGUCUAUUUGCAUUUUAAAUCUUUUAUGUUGUAUCUUUACUUUUUAUAUAAUAAUUUCUCUUUUAUUAAAUGUUUUCAUAAUGUUUUUUACAUAUGAUAUUUUUUCAUAUGUACUAUAAAUUUCAUUCUUUUCAAUGACAUAUAGAUAUAUCUCAUAUAAAUUCAUAUUAAUUUUGUUUAAAAUAUUAAAAUUAUUAUUAUUUAAUAACAUUAUUUAUCUUAUUUUAAGUGAUAUGUUUUAAUUUUAUAAAAAAUAAUAUUUUUAUUAUUUAUUUAUUUUUAUAAUAUACAUAUUUUUUAUUAUUAUUUGAGGCCUAAUUCAUAUUAUAGCACAGGGCCCCAAAAUUCUUCCAGACGGCCCUGCUUAUUGGUUAUGCAGCAAAGCAAGAAUGUGUUCAUUGGAAAGGAAAGCAAGAAGAGUGAGCAGGUGCAAAUUAGAGGGAGAACUGAGAAGGUGGCAGCUGAUAAAAAGCCCUUAGGCACUAGGUCUCAUAUAGUCCCCAAUCUGGGAUGUUUUGAUUCAACAACCUGAAAUGUAAUUUCAAUUAAGUCUUCCUCUGAGUUUGACAAUUUUUAGUGCAACCUUUACUACCGUUUUCACCGAA